Clarias gariepinus (North African catfish) is the source of this 2286-nucleotide messenger RNA. It is a transcript of the gene atg16l1, whose product is annotated as ATG16 autophagy related 16-like 1 (S. cerevisiae). Gene Ontology annotation, biological process: negative stranded viral RNA replication; autophagosome assembly. NCBI's taxonomy places the organism in Eukaryota, Metazoa, Chordata, Actinopteri, Siluriformes, Clariidae. Gene Ontology annotation, cellular component: autophagosome membrane. The record is from RefSeq and is a predicted model, not a curated record. The transcript is spliced from 19 exons. Gene Ontology annotation, molecular function: protein binding. The coding region runs from base 174 to 2000 and encodes 608 amino acids.
GAGCCAAGAUGGUUGUUCCAAAAGUGUCUGGAGUCGGCUAGCUAUCAGACGGACUAGAUGUGAUUUUUAAAAGAAAAUGUAUUUUAUUUUGCGUGUACAAAACUAAAAAAACAGGAUUCUCCCAAAAUCUCCAAAGUGUUCAGAAAUCUUGGGAAAAGACGCUAAUUCACGCGAUGGCGGGUCGUAGGGUGGAGUGUGUGUGGAAGAGGCACGUGGCGGAGCAGCUGAAGCAGAGAGACCGUGUGCAGCGACAGGCCUUUGAGGAGAUCAUCCAUCAGUAUAACAGGUUGUUGGAGAAGUCAGACCUCCAGUCCGUUUUCUCAGAGAGACUUCAAACAGAUAAAUAUGAAGUACAGAACAGACAUGACCUCAGCCCAGGGGCCGAGUCGAGCCGCUGUGACGUGCUGCAGCAGGAAAUGUCUCAGAUGAGAAUCAAACACCAAGAAGAGCUCACGGAGCUGCACAAAAAACGGGGCGAGCUGGCCCAGAGUGUCAUUGAACUGAAUAACCAGAUUCAGCAGAAAGACAAAGAGAUACAGAACAACGAGGCCAAGAUGUUGGAGUACCAGCAAAAGAUCUCUCAGCUCGAGGGCGAUUGCCGCGAGCUGCGAAACAGCCUGUCGGAUCUGGAGCGAGCCAAUCAGACACUGCGGGACGAGUACUACGCGUUACAGAUCACGUUCAGCGCUCUAGAGGAGAAACUGCGCAAAACCACGGAGGACAAUCAGGAGCUUGUCACACGCUGGAUGGCAGAGAAGGCGCAAGAGGCCAACCGGCUCAACGCGGAGAAUGAGAAGGACUGCAGACGCAGACAAGCAAAGCUGCAGAAAGAGUUGGCAGAUGCAGCCAAAGAGGCACUACCUAUCGAUAUGGAGGAUGACAUCGAGGUGCUUUCAGAGGAAACAGGCAAAGGGACAGGAGAGACGUCUCCCAGCCACCCGAUGAGCCGCACACCCAGUAAACGAGUGUCUCAGCUUCCUCCCGGUAGUCUCCUAGAUUCCAUCUCCAAUAUGUUUGGUGUUAGCAGGCGGCGGUCUCUGAACUCCCACGGCUCGCCUCCGGACAAUGCAGAGACUCCAUCCGGUGUGUGCGCCGACGUCCGCGUCCCCUCCACCGCCCUCCACGUGUUUGACGCCCAUGACGGCGAGGUGAACGCGGUCAGGUUUAGUCCCGGCUCUCGUCAGCUCGCUACAGGAGGAAUGGACCGACGUGUGAAACUGUGGGAAGUCAUAGCAGGUCACUGUGAGUAUAAAGGCGCUUUAAUGGGGAGUAAUGCUGGAAUAACCAGCAUCGAGUUUGACAGCACGGGCUCCUACCUGUUGGCUGCAUCGAAUGACUUCGCCAGUCGGAUAUGGACAGUGGACGACUACAGACUGAGGCACACGUUAACAGGUCACAGCGGGAAGGUUCUCUCUGCACGGUUCCUGCUGGACAACGCACGCAUCGUCUCGGGGAGCUACGACCGCACGCUUAAACUGUGGGACCUGCGAAGCAAAGUCUGUAUGAAGACGGUGUUUGCCGGCUCCAGCUGUAACGACAUCGUGUGCACUGAGCAGUGUGUGAUGAGCGGCCAUUUUGAUAAGAAAGUGCGCUUCUGGGACAUCCGGUCUGAGAGUACAGUGUGUGAGUUGGAGUUGUUCGGUCGGGUCACGUCGUUAGACCUGAAUCACGACCGCACGGAGCUGCUCACCUGCUCACGGGACGACCUCAUCAAAAUCAUUGACCUGCGCAGCAACGCUGUGAAACAAACCUUCAGUGCGCAAGGCUUCAAGUGUGGAUCAGACUUCACCAGAGUCACCUUCAGUCCUGAUGGCAGUUAUGUCGCAGCGGGUUCAGCAGAUGGCGUUCUGUUCGUGUGGAAUGUUUUGAGUGGGAAAGUGGAGCGGACCCUUGACAAAGGACACAGCUCCUCAGUUAACGCGGUGUCGUGGUCUCCGUCCGGAUCCUUCGUGCUCAGCGUGGAGAAAAGCAACAAAGCUGUGCUCUGGUCUGACUUGUGAUUGGUCCAGCUCUGCUGCGUCCGAUCGGCUCACAUCCAUCCAUCCAUCCAGCCUGCCUGGGAUCGGAUUGGCUCUAAUUUGGAUCGGACUCGCCCUGCUCUGAAUGGUCCAGCUCCACUCUCUCCUCUGAUUGUCUCUGCUCUGCUCCACUCCGCUCGAUUUGCCUCACAUCCGGCCUGCUCUCUGACCGAGCGAUUGCGAGGGUCUACGCCCGCCCGGCUCCGCUUCACCUUGGUCUCAUUCCUGCUCCACUCACUUUUUACCUAGUACAUAUACUACAUUACCC